AUGGCCACCCCGACCUCAUCAUUCGCAAACUUAUCACCGUCUUUGCUCGCUAAUCCGGAGCUCUGCACCAUCGACACCUGUCCACUGGAGUUAGCCAGUAUCGAAUACAUUCCGACGCUUCCAGGGAAUGCCCUCUAUGUCUCUCUCUUCGCUCUGUGCCUUCUCGUCCAGCUCUACUUUGGCAUUCGUUAUCGGACCUGGGGCUUCCUUGCCGGGAUGAUCGGCGGUUUGGUACUUGAGAUUCUCGGAUACGUUGCACGGAUCCAGAUUCAUUUCAAUCCCUUCCGCGAGGAUCCGUUCUUGAUGUACAUCGUUUGCCUCACCAUUGGCCCCGCCUUUCUCGCCGCCUCCAUCUACCUGACUCUCUCCCGGAUAAUCACGGUCUACUCACCGACACUCUCUCGCUUCCAACCCCGCACAUACACCAUCGUUUUCAUAAUCUUUGAUUUCUUCGCUCUCCUCCUUCAAGCAGCUGGCGGCGGCAUCGCCUCUGCCGCUGAGGACGACUCGCUAGGUCAGAUAGGAAUCAACAUCAUGAUUGCUGGCGUCUCAUGGCAGGUCUUCAGCCUUGGACUCUUCGCUGUUGUGUGUCUAGAAUUCGCAUGGCGGGUCCGAAAGGCGCGCGAAGAAGAUCUAAACCAGCAAGUGGAGUUUGUCGACUUGAGACGGACGACAAGAUUCAAAGUGUUCCUGUGGGUAUUGGCGGGUGCAACUUUGGCCAUUUUCGUCAGGUGUGUGUUCCGAUGUGCAGAGUUGAGUGAGGGUUUUGAUGGGAGAUUGGCAAACGAUGAGGUAACGUUAAUGGUCUUGGAAGGGGCUAUGAUUGUGAUCGCAGUAAUGUUGUUGACGGCUUUGCAUCCUGGACCGGCGUUUGGUGGAAUGUGGGCAAAUGCAACGUGGAGCCUCAGGGGUGCAAAGAAGAGACGUGUGGUUGUGGAGAAGCAUUCUGCGUGA
This is a messenger RNA of Endocarpon pusillum Z07020, 954 nucleotides long. RefSeq lists its product as uncharacterized. Bases 1 to 954 code for a protein of 317 amino acids. The transcript has 2 exons. Lineage: Eukaryota; Fungi; Ascomycota; Eurotiomycetes; Verrucariales; Verrucariaceae. The record is from RefSeq and is a predicted model, not a curated record. Gene Ontology annotation, cellular component: plasma membrane; fungal-type vacuole.